UGGAAUGAGCUGUCAAAAAUAAACAAUGGAAAUUGAAAAAUAAAUCUUGGUUCGGAAUUGGGAUUAGAUUUAUGAUAAUGCCCAAAAUACUUACGUAAAUUUAAUAGAAGAAUGGCGUAAAAUAGAUCUUCUUUUCAAGAAAAUAUGAAUCACCGAUAAUGGUUUAGUGUAGUGUUAUUGUUAAUCCGUAAUGACCUCUUCAUAGUGACCGCUAAACUAACAAACAGUAAUUUUUCAUCUAUCAAUCCUAUUUGUGUACAAAAAUAAAAUAGUUUCCAGCAAUAUGUUUUCGAAAAAUUUAACAAGUAAAGAUUCAUUCUUGGAGCAAAUGAAAGCGGCGAGAGAAGAGCGUGCUUUAGAAAAAAAGCGAGAACAGUCAGCAACCAAAAUACAAGCAAUUGUUCGAGGCUGGCUUGCCAGACAGCGCUUUAUCAAACUUAUUUUGGAUGAAUUUGAUCACCUAGUACCUGAACCAAGCCAUGGAUCUCAAGAUGAAGGACAACAGAUAGAUUUUGUACAAGCUUUGGAUGUAUACAAAGCAACUUGCCGCUUGUUUCUUGUAUUUAAGUCACAAAGGGACAGGAAAAGAUUUGAGAGACUCUGCAAGUAUAUAGUCCAGAGCCUGCAUUCAGAGUCUGUCAAAAUAUCUUAUGUAGGAGUGUUCCUAAAUAAAGAAUACAGCUUAUCCUGGAUAUCACAUAUAAAGGAUCUCCUACAUAAAUGCUGUCAGUAUCUGGAGCAACUCAAACCCGAGUCCCCACUGGAUAUGCAGAGUAUACUCAUACAUUUACACACACUGUUGGCGUUUACAGCUACAAAUACAUGGGCUUUGACUCGCCUUAAAAACUUUGAUAAGUUGAGAGGAGGAAUGACACAGCUCUGUGCUAAUGUGAUGGGCUCACUGUUUCAUAAAGGAUAUUAUUUGACUUUGAAAUCUCUUCUGCUUCGCGGUUUGUGUCGCGAGAAAGUGAGUCUGAAGAACAUAGCGUUUUCUGCAAUUGUUGCUCUCGCUCUUCGGCCUCUUAUCUCUGCCCAGUUUUCUGAGAAGCUCCUCACUAUGUUCAUAAUACAGAUAUUAUCUGUUCCUACAUUGGUGUUCCACAUGCAGCAAAUAUCGCCUGAGUCAAUAUCGACGUUCCGUACGCACGCACUAUUCGACAAGUCCGUAGAGUUUCUGAGCGCAGAUCAAAAUAUGCGAAUUGUAUUCAAUACAUUGGAAGGCAACUACGCGUUGUGCCUCUUGGGGAAUCUGAUACAAAUGGCUCAUAUUGAACGAGAUCAUGCGCUUAAUGAGACUUUUUAUCCAACCUUUGUGCUUGUUUCGACCCGAUUCCUCGACAGUUGCCAGCAAUAUGUGGUGUGCAAGAAGGGAAAUUUAAGCAAUUGGCACCCAGUAUUGGGAUGGUUUUCACAAAGCUUCGACGCCUACUUGCCACCAACCAUGGGGAACUUACGAAUGCAGUUAUCUUUGCUAUGGGGUGCACCGUUAUUGAAGAAAUUAUUAGCGGUUCCCUUGAAGGAGAUGAUUGAUGGCGGUGUGGGUGAAGAAGGGGCGGGACCCUCACAACAAUCGUCGCCGUUGCAGAGUAACCCAGCUGCUUUUAUACGGAGAGCAAUCGAAGCUAGGACUAAUAGGGGCAACUCAAAUAAAAACUACAGAAAACUUGGAUCUCCGGAUUGUACAAAGGUGGCGCUUAUUUGCUCGAUGUACCACACUGCGUUACAGACUAUGACACAAGUCAAGCUUGAUAUUUUAACAGGGCUCUGCAAUCAAGACGAAAUCCUCUAUUCGUUAUGGCAAUUCCUGUGCACUUUGGGACCAAGCAGCGGAUUGAAAGCUUUCUUAGACCUUCUGGCUGUCAAUACUAAGUCAUCUGCGCCGGAGUUUCAAAUGCUAAUACUAUUUGCAGAUUGCAUGACACAUUAUGUUACAAUUCUUGACGAUAUGGAAAUGUAUGAAAAGCAAGAACCAUUCAAAUUGCAGGAUUUUGUUAAUAUGUCGUCCUUCUUGAAUAUGUUCAUUUAUAAAUCUAUAAUAGGACAAUUAUUUGAUCUCAAAAGCAUCCAAAGCAAUGACGUGUUCCGUUCAGUGCACACGUUGCUACUAGUGUUGUAUCGCCGUGACUGUCGACGUGCGUAUACGCCGGCUUCCCAUUGGCUAGUGAGGGAUAUACGCGACUCGCACUUCAUGGCCGAUCUUGAGAAGGGGAAGAAACCUCAACAGGUACUGGUUCAAAAGACGCCGCACAUGAUCGCGCAUGGUGAACGAGUAAGGUUAUUCAGACGGGCCGUAGCGGAUGAAAAGGUGGUACUAGGCCUAACUGAACGUGCGUGUGGGGGUCGAUCCACAUUAGUGACGGUUCGUCGUAAUAGAUUAGUAGAAGAUGGCUAUAGACAACUUGCAGCGUUGCCAAGUAGAGCAUUACGCGGUGUGGUUAGAGUCCGAUUUAUUAACGAACAGGGCCUGGAUGAGGCUGGGAUUGACCAAGAUGGAGUGUUUAAAGAAUUUCUAGAAGAAACAAUAAAACGAGUGUUCGACCCCUCCUUAAACUUAUUCCGUGUGACGAGUGAGGAACGACUAUACCCAUCACCGACUUCAUGUCUUCAAGAUAAUCAUUUGCAGUUAUUUGAAUUUAUUGGGCGGAUGUUGGGAAAGGCGGUGUACGAGGGAAUAGUGGUAGAUGUGCCAUUUGCAUCGUUCUUCCUGAGCCAAGUGCUGGGGCAAACACAACAGGCGCUGUACAGCUGGAUUGAUGAGUUGCCAUCGCUGGACCGAGAUUUGUAUCGGAGUCUGACUUACAUCAAGCACUUCCAGGGUGAUAUAUCCAGUUUGGAACUGACUUUCUCAGUGGACGAGGAACGUCUGGGCGAAAUUGUGACUCACGAGUUGGUUCCCGGCGGCAAAGCUAUACCAGUCACAAAUGAAAAUAAAAUAAACUACAUUCACCUAAUGGCACAUUUUCGGAUGCACACUCAAAUCAAGGAUCAGACCAACGCCUUCAUAAAGGGCUUUAGAGCUAUUAUUAAUCCGGAAUGGUUAUCGUUGUUCUCAACACCAGAGUUACAACGCCUUAUAAGCGGUGACAACGUACCCCUGGACUUGAGAGACCUUCGUCGUCACACGCAAUACUACGGCGGCUUUCAUGACUCACAUCGCGUCGUCUGCUGGCUUUGGGAUGUUUUACAACGGGACUUUAGUGAACAUGAAAGGGCACAGUUUCUUAAGUUUGUCACAUCGUGUUCAAAGCCACCCGUCCUCGGCUUUGCACAUCUUAAACCGCCAUUUUCUAUACGAUGUGUUGAAGUGGGUGACGAUGAAGACACGGGUGAUACAAUAGGAAGUGUAAUAAGAGGCUUUUUUACGAUACGCAAAAAGGAUCCCUUGAAUCGCCUACCGACGUCCUCUACUUGCUUCAAUCUACUCAAACUACCAAACUACCAAAAACGAAGUACGCUACGAGACAAAUUGCGAUACGCAGUAAAUAGCAACACUGGGUUUGAACUGUCAUAAAGCGUUAGUGUUGCCCGUUUAUGGAGGAAAUUUGCCAGUUUUACGUUAGAAUUUGCCAAUUUAAAUUGCCUUGGCGUUUGCAAUAAUAAAUUGAAAUUGUCUUAAAGGAUAAUUACUGAAUUUUUUGCUCACAUUUUAAAACAUGUUGAAAAAAUAAUAUGCAUACUUAAAUGAAAUUGGGGGUCAAAUGUGUGGGACAAAAACAGGGAAAUCGAAUUUCUAUUAUUCUUUACGAGCAAAUAUAAAUUGCUGGUACUGAACGUAUGAAAAUUAAUAUCUUAUUGGAAUUAACUACUAUUUGACCAAAAACUUAAAUUAUAUGAAAGUGUUUAUGUGCGCUUUUAACUUCCAUGUCUUAGCGGUUAAGAUAGACGACUAAGCCGGAGGUUCUGGAUUCGAUUCCCGGCGAAACACUUGACGAGGAAUACUGACAACAAUAUAUGUAAUUAAUUCGUGUUGUAUAUAAUAUCAGGGUGAAAGGUCUUAAAGAAUGUUUAAUAGUCAAGUUACGUGGCUUAGGAGAUAUUAAAAACAUAGUAUCCACUUCAAAUACCUAUCAACGUUGAGAAAAGCGUGGAUACCCAAUAUCUCAUAUCAAAAUAAACAUCUCGAUAUGGCUUUUAGUUUCCGAGAAAUUUUUGGAUAUACUUACAUAAACAUCAUCAAUUCCAAUAAUAUCACACUUACAGGUCAAACAGACAACCCUCUUUUAAGUCGGUUAAAAUAGCUAUUAAUAUGGGUGUGAUUGUUUAUGACUGAAAGAGAUAAUGGUGUAAUGGCGCGAAAAAAAACACUAUUAUUUGUAAUGUCACUGUGAAGCUGAUUCUUCCGCUGUAUAUUGGAAAACAUUUCGUAAAAAAUACAUCAGUAAUUGCACUAUUUUAACUAAAGUACUAACAUUAACAAUUUGACAAAAAGAGACGAGAUAGUACUUUAGUUAAAACUAAAAAAAAACAAAUCUUAGAAUUAUGCACUUUGCACGUGGAAUGUUACGUGGCCAGUAUGAUUGUUUGGCACAACUGGCGAGAAUUGUACAAAUAUUUCUUACAAUAUAAAGUAGAUACAAUAGUUUUAGAAGCAAAUACGAAUUAGGAGUCGAAUAAUACUUAAAUUGAUGGUAACAUUUUUAAUACUGGCAAUGUUAACGGGCGUCGAUUUUCAAAUUUUUAUUUACUUACUAAUUUGUGACGGUUUUUUCUUAUCGUAAGUUUAAGCACGUUUUUAUACUCAGUAGUAAUUGUAAGUCUUUAUAUUCUAACAGUCCAAUUGAGGUCUAAAGUAUGGGAUACGUGUAUAUAGACAAUAAUCCUUUAGUGUAUAUAAUGUCGGGUUAUUUGGAAGCCAUCGCUUAUAACCGAUAAGGCCGCCCGUUGUAUUUUAGUGUACUGUCUUAAAUUUUACGGAAAAUGUGUUUUUCAUACAAAUUUCUCUAAUUUGCCAUUAAAUAUAUGUAUUAAUUGUCUUUGACCUACCAAAAUUGUCUAUGGUACGAAAUACUUUGUGACUGACUUUUUCGCGAAUAGUUGCGUUUGACAUAUUAACAAUUUCAUAUGAUCGGUAACUAGGGUUACACAAUUAAAAAUUAAAUUAAAUUGGUCAACUAAAAAUUUAUAUGAAUUCGAAAAACAUAACAUAAAUUUACUUUUAAAUUGUCGAAAAUCGUCUCAGACUCUUGUUAAAAACCUCCUUAAUGUUGCCAUUUCUCCCCAAGUCCGCAACAACUAGUAGAAAUAAUCCAACAGAUAAAAGUUUUUCAGUCAUUUAACAAACCCAAACUUGCGAUAGACAAUAUUGGUUACAAAAUUUGAUGGAAUUGAGAACAUUAUCACAACCUUUAUAUAAUAACGUAUAUCUUAGCUUUAUUUUCCUAUAUAAAUAACUUGUUAAAGCGUCUAUACAUUAAUUUUGCUUCCAUGUUUCAUAUAUAUUACUAACGAUAGCUCCGUACUCAUAAAUAUUUUAGUGUUGUAAUAUUUUGUAAUUAUUAUUCUUAGAUACCUUUAUUUUAUAAAAUACUAUAUUUGUUAAUAGUGCAAUUUCCACAUGCCAUCUAGUUUAGCGACGCGUUUCAAAAUAUACUAAUAAAUCAACCGGAUGUUACAAAAUAAUUAUU
Molecule: messenger RNA, 5624 nt
Organism: Pieris napi
Lineage: Eukaryota; Metazoa; Arthropoda; Insecta; Lepidoptera; Pieridae
Product: ubiquitin-protein ligase E3B
Exons: 19
Coding region: 284-3511 (1075 amino acids)
Biological process (GO): protein polyubiquitination; ubiquitin-dependent protein catabolic process
Molecular function (GO): ubiquitin protein ligase activity; protein binding
Source: RefSeq, a predicted model, not a curated record